AUGCUUGCCAUAUCUAUGGCUCUGCCUAUGCCACAUCUUUUAUCUCGCCUCGACCCGAUUCAUCCAUUAUCGAUGUUCCCGACAGAAAAUGCCCGGCCUGUCAAUCCUCCCUCACCGGCGAAGAAACCGAAGCUGUCGCUAAGGACUUCUGAUCUCGCUCCUACAUUUCGUGGCUCGACCGGUCGUCAAAAUGGCAUUAAUAUAGGCGCCACCGCAACCCCAACUACGCUAAACACAUUCAGCAAUACAUUCGAUCUUGCAUACAGACCGUCACCAGUAACCAAUCUUCCAUCACCGGUAUCACAUUCGCAACCAAGAGGCAGCGCACAUCCAACUUCCCCAAUUGUGAGGUUAUCAGAGCACCCUUACGCCCUAAAUUUGCCCUUUGGAGUCCAUUCAAUAUUGAAGAAUAGUCCACUUCCCUGGGAUAUUCGCCGCCCUUCCGUCAGCGCAAGCCCCCGAGUAGCUAGUCGGCGAGUGUUUUUCCCAGCACCCAAGAAGGUUGCUUUUCGCGCAGAAUUGGAGGAAGAGAUUGUCACGAAGAAUUACAUUAUGCGCCACGCAGACUUGAGUUCAUCCGAUGAGGAAUCUACUCCUUCUGAGAAUGACAACCAAAGUGGAACCUCCAACGAUGAGGGAGAAGAUGGCGGUGGCAAUGGCCGGGAAAUCCGCGUGGAUGAAGUCUCGCCGCGUAAGAAAAGAAAGCGGAAGUCUACGGCGGUGUCCCCUUCGUCCUCGUCUGAACUAGACCAAGCCAGCUCAGAAAAAUCCCAGAGCAAAUCAGCAGCGAGGUCGAAGCUUCGGAGAGAGAGUCUCAAGAUAUCAAAGGAGACCGAAGACCUCUAA
Cladophialophora bantiana CBS 173.52 is the source of this 846-nucleotide messenger RNA. RefSeq lists its product as uncharacterized. The coding region runs from base 1 to 846 and encodes 281 amino acids. The transcript has 2 exons. NCBI's taxonomy places the organism in Eukaryota, Fungi, Ascomycota, Eurotiomycetes, Chaetothyriales, Herpotrichiellaceae. The record is from RefSeq and is a predicted model, not a curated record.